This is a messenger RNA of Balaenoptera acutorostrata (minke whale), 2501 nucleotides long. Its product is annotated as zinc finger protein 132-like. The transcript is spliced from 3 exons. NCBI's taxonomy places the organism in Eukaryota, Metazoa, Chordata, Mammalia, Artiodactyla, Balaenopteridae. Gene Ontology annotation, molecular function: DNA-binding transcription factor activity, RNA polymerase II-specific; RNA polymerase II cis-regulatory region sequence-specific DNA binding. Gene Ontology annotation, cellular component: nucleus. Gene Ontology annotation, biological process: regulation of transcription by RNA polymerase II. The record is from RefSeq and is a predicted model, not a curated record. The coding region runs from base 90 to 1889 and encodes 599 amino acids.
GGGACAGAGGCCCCGCUUGCAACGGGCGGUGGGAAGGCCCCCGGCCUGGGGCGGGGGGUGUAGGGAGCGGCAGGGCCCGCCUGGGUCUGAUGGCAGCGGCGCUGAGGGACCCGCUGCGGCUGACUUCAUUGUCCUCAUCAUGGCAGGGCUGGGGGACCUUUGAGGACAUUGCCGUGUACUUCUCUCAGGAGGAGUGGGGGCUCCUUGACGAGGCUCAGAGGCACCUGUACUGUGAUGUGAUGCUGGAGAACUUGGCACUUGUGGCCUCACUGGAUUAUUGGUGUGGAGCAGAGGCUGAGGGGGCAUCUUAUGAGCAGAGUGUUUAUGUAGCAGUGCUCCAGUCCAGGACCCCCAAGGCAGGUCCAUCCAUCCAGAAGGCCAACACCUGUGACGUGCGUGACCCAGUGUUAAAAGACAUAUUACACCUGGCUGAGAACCAGGGAAUACACCCCAGGCAGAAACCGUACACGUGUGAGGCAUGUGGGAGAGGUUUCUGGCUCAGUGCAAACUCUCACCAGCACCAGAAGGAGCACAGUGAAGAGAAACCCUUCACAUGCAGAGAGUGUGCUAAGGCUGUCCUGGACAGCCAUGGCCUCCAGCCCCAGGCCACCCACGGAGAGGGGACAUCACACAGAAGCACCGAGUGUAAGGAGGCCUUCCCACCCAGCUCCAUUUGGCAGCAACAGCAGGGAGGCCACGCCUCACAUAAGCCCUUCAAGUGCAGCAACUGCGGACAAGCCUUCCUGAAGGCCUUUGCACUCCUCAACCACCUGAUCACUCACGCCAAAGAGAGACCCUUCAGGUGCCCAGCAGGUGGAAAUGCCCCCAAGGAGAGCUCAACCCUGGUUCAACACCGAAAAACUCACACUGGAGAAACAUCCCAUGUGUGUAAGGAAUGUGGGAAGGUGUUCAGCCACCUGUUUAGCCUGAGGACACAUCAGAAAGUUCACACUGGAAAAGCGCAUCUCAGUUGCAGUGAAUGUGGGAAAGUCUUCACCCGCAAACACUCACUCACUCAGCACCAGAGAGUUCACACUGGAGAAAGGCCUUAUGAGUGUGACCAGUGUGGGAAAGCCUUCACUCGUAGCUUCCACGUUGUUCGGCACCAGAAAGUUCACAACACAGAGAGGCCUUAUGAGUGCAGACAGUGUCGGCGAGUCUUUAGCUGUAUCUCCAACUUUGUCGAGCACCAGAAAAUACAUACCGGAGAAAGGCCUUAUGAGUGCAGCGAAUGCGGAAAAGCCUUCGUUAACACCUCCCAUCUUGUCCGGCACCAGAAAGUUCACAACACAGAAAGGCCUUUUGAGUGCAGUGAAUGUGGAAAAGCCUUCCAGCAAACCUCCAAACUUAUUCUACAUCAAAGGAGUCAUACUGGAGAAAGACCUUAUAAGUGCAACCAAUGUGGGAAAGCCUUCAGUUGCCUCUCCAACCUCGUUCCACACCAGCGAAUUCACACUGGAGAAAAGCCUUACGAGUGCUCCGAAUGUGGGAAAGCCUUCAGUCAAAGCUCUGCCCUCAUUCAGCACCAGAAAGUUCAUACCAGAGAAAGGCCUUAUGAGUGCAGUGAAUGCGGGAAAGCCUUCAGCUACAGCUCUAACCUUGUUAAGCACCAGAAAGUUCACACCGGAAAACGGCCUUAUGAGUGCAGCCAGUGUGGGAAGGCCUUCAGCGAAAGCUCCAUUCUCCAUCAGCACCAGAGAGUUCACACUGGAGAAAAGCCUUAUGUGUGUAACAAAUGCGGAAAAGCUUUCCGCUACAGCUCAAACCUCUCUAAGCACCAGAAGGGUCACACUGGAAAAGAGCCGUCUGAGUGCAGUGGACAGGAUCGCCUUCAGCCAGAGCUGCAGCCUCCCUCAGCCCAGAAAGGUCACAUCAAAGAAAGGCCUUAGGAAUGUGGCAAGAAUGGAUAAGCACUAGUGAGGACCUUCUCCUUGUCCCAUAAAAGGACUCACUCCUGAGAAACUCCUAUGAAAGGAACCUUUGUGAGGAAGCCAUCAGCCAAAAUUUGAAACUUGCGCAUCCUACACCCCUACUGGGAGAUUGGCUGUAGUGCCAGUGGUAAGUGGGAAGCUUGCAGGAGCUAUGCUGCACUUUCUAACCUGUCCAGGUGCUUUGCCAGAUUAUGUCACUGCCAGAUGCCCUCUCACCUCUACCAGCUGGCAGGUCCCCACGCCAUGUGCCUGUCAUCUCAACAUACUCAGGGAAUGCAGGCUUGUGUUCUCAUUCCCUGGAGGGAGCCAUAAACGUUGGGAGCCCAUUGGGGUGGCCUCAUUUUCCAUCUCUCCCCUGUCCCCAGUGGCUCAGGUGUUGCCCUGACGUAGUUCUCUCCAGGAGGAUCUGAACUGGAGUCUGAUGAUGUCCAGAGGAAGCUUCCUUCUUCAUGGGCAUUGUUGAGUCUACAGAUGAUGCCUGCAGUGAACUGGUCCAGCCUCCAAAUCACCCAGCCUUGGAACUGCCUGCCUGCAGAGUGUGAUAAUAAAGACCUUAUUGCUGAAGCCAUC